Molecule: messenger RNA, 5087 nt
Organism: Onychomys torridus (southern grasshopper mouse)
Lineage: Eukaryota; Metazoa; Chordata; Mammalia; Rodentia; Cricetidae
Gene: Pdlim5
Product: PDZ and LIM domain 5
Exons: 17
Coding region: 155-2020 (621 amino acids)
Biological process (GO): muscle structure development; actin cytoskeleton organization; heart development
Cellular component (GO): Z disc; adherens junction; filamentous actin
Molecular function (GO): actin binding; muscle alpha-actinin binding
Source: RefSeq, a predicted model, not a curated record
GCGAGCGCGGAGGCGGAAGUUCCCCGCCAGGCUGAAGGGGACGGCGCAGGCACUGGGAGCCACUUGUCAGCGCUACUCUUGAGGCGGAGGCUGCGCCGCGCGGGUCCGGGUUUCUUUCAUUGAUUUUGGAACUGCACAUUGAACCCUUGGAACCAUGAGCAACUACAGUGUGUCAUUGGUCGGCCCAGCUCCUUGGGGCUUCCGUCUCCAAGGUGGCAAGGAUUUCAACAUGCCCCUGACAAUCUCGAGUCUGAAAGAUGGUGGCAAGGCAUCACAGGCACAUGUGAGAAUAGGCGAUGUGGUCCUCAGCAUUGAUGGAAUUAGCGCACAUGGAAUGACUCAUCUUGAAGCCCAGAACAAGAUUAAGGGUUGUACAGGCUCUUUGAAUAUGACUCUGCAAAGAGCAUCUGCUGCGGCCAAGCCUGAGCCCGUUGCUGUCCAGAAGCCCACAGUCACCAGCGUGUGUUCCGAGCCUGCUCAGGAGCUAGCAGAGGGACAGAGAAGAGGAUCCCAGGGUGACAUUAAACAGCAAAAUGGGAAAAUUCCACCUAAACGCCCACCGAGAAAACACAUUGUGGAGCGCAACACGGAGUUUUACCACAUCCCUACUCACAGUGAUGCCAGCAAGAAGAGGCUGAUCGAGGACACUGAAGACUGGCGCCCACGGACUGGAACAACUCAGUCUCGUUCUUUCCGGAUCCUUGCACAGAUCACCGGGACCGAACAUCUGAAAGAAUCUGAAAAUGACAAUACAAAGAAGGCAAAGUUUGACAGUUCUCUGGAAGACCUACUUAAGAGCGGACCUCACCCACCUGCAGCUCCCCAGGUGUUAAACAUUCAUAGUCAAGUGGCCACAUUUUCUAAAGUAGCAGCCACUUACUCUAGCAGCUCUACAGGGACUGUAGAAGGCUCUUUGGAAGGUUCUGGAAACUUUUCUGCCUUCUCCCCUCCUGCUAGAUACAGUGCUGCAGUUGUCAGUGGUGCGGCUGCUACUGUGUCUGCUGCUCUUGCUGCAAAAAUCAGGCUCUCCGGCCCUGAGAACUCCCAGUCCCUCCUGGAUGCACUUGGCAUCAGCACUGUUCCCAAGCCUCUAGCUCUUUCCUGUCUUCAGUCCUCCAGGAAGUCAAGUGGCUCUGUCCCUGUUAAGAAAAGCAGUAGCACCCAGGAGCCUUCUCAGCAGUCAGCGUCACCAGGAGCGUCGCCUCUGAGCAACUCUGAGAGCCUAGAGAGCCCAGGUUCAAGCAAGCCAGGGGUGGCUGGCCUCAGGACCGCGACUGCCUUCAAGCCUGUAGGAUCUACCAGCGCCAUCAAGUCACCAAGCUGGCAGCGUCCAAGCCAAGCAGCACCUUCUACUGGAAGAAUUACAAACAAUGCAACUUCUUCAGGUACAGGGGUACCUGCGGACUCAGCUGUGGGGCCGCCAAGUGACCAAGACACACUGGUGCAGAGAGCCGAGCACAUUCCAGCCGGGAAGCGAACUCCCAUGUGUGCUCACUGCAAUCAAGUCAUCAGGGGACCUUUCCUCGUGGCUCUGGGGAAGUCUUGGCACCCGGAAGAAUUUAACUGUGCUCACUGCAAAAACACGAUGGCCUACAUUGGAUUUGUUGAGGAGAAGGGAGCACUGUAUUGCGAGCUAUGUUAUGAGAAGUUCUUUGCUCCUGAAUGUGGUCGCUGCCAGAGGAAGAUACUUGGAGAAGUCAUCAAUGCCCUGAAACAAACCUGGCACGUGUCCUGUUUUGUGUGCGUGGCCUGUGGAAAACCCAUUCGCAACAAUGUUUUCCACUUGGAGGAUGGAGAGCCGUACUGCGAGACCGAUUAUUAUGCCCUUUUUGGAACAAUAUGCCGUGGAUGCGAAUUCCCCAUUGAAGCUGGAGACAUGUUCCUUGAAGCUCUGGGUUAUACCUGGCAUGAUACUUGCUUUGUGUGCUCGGUGUGUUGUGAAAGUUUGGAAGGGCAGACAUUUUUCUCCAAGAAGGAUAAGCCACUUUGCAAAAAACAUGCUCAUUCUGUGAAUUUUUGAAGAUCAACAGUUCCAGGAAAGAGAAGAAAUCUGAAGAAAAAGGGGGGAAAUUGAAAUUACCAUUUAAUUUUUAGUUUUAAUAUUUAUAUGAAGUUCUAAAAUAGUAGUAGCCCUGAAUGGAUGAAUGCCAACAUUAAAAACAAAGUCUGUGAGAAAAUGUUUGGCUUCAGAAAGUUACAGACAGUUUGGGAUUUAUUAUGACUAGCCUGUAUUUUCUGCCCAUGAAGUAGUCUUUAUAAAAAUCAAUUUCCUGAUUAUUAAAUUCAUCUUAGAAUAAAUUAGCAAAGGAUUACACUUUAGAAUUAAAAACUCUAGCCUCUAUGCUGAAGUGAUACUUUCCUUUGUUAGGUAGCUAUGAGAACUCUCAGAAGGCAAUAAAAGUGCCUUAAACUUUAUUCAUAAGAAUAGUUGUUUAAUGAACCUAUCUUUAAAAUAGUAAGUAAGAGUUUAAAUAAAUUUGUGAGUAGGUGGUGUCUUUUUCUUUUUAGUAUGUGUACAUGCUUUGGUAUUCUAUCAUUAGUUCUUUCAGUAAGACGGUCCAGGGAAGUUUUGAUCAAAGUGUGACAUGCCAUAAGAGAUGCUGUGAUCUCUUGUGUCCUUCCAAAGGCUGCCAUUGUUGCUUAAAGAUUGCAGAUGCUGGCGUCCUCCAGCUGGGGCAGUUUGUUUGCGUUGUGUGUGGCUCACUACCUGGGCUAGGCUGCCGUGCUUCUUAGGCUGAGGUGAAGAUAAUUCAGUAGUGUUAGGCUUUAAUAGUUGUCUUUCUCUCUCUCUUUUUAAGAGGAUAGGUAGAAGAUAAAGGGUCUAGAAAUUGGGAAAAUAAAGCAACUGUACCUGGAAAGUAGAAUGAGCCACUACCCCCUUUCAGAUAAUGAACUGGUUGGUUUUUACAGUUGUGUCACUGACUGGAGAGUCAGAAACUACUCCUUGCCCAGUAAUAUUUUUGGAUUGACAGUUAUGAUAAGAUCCAAGUUUGUGUUGUUACUGUGUUUUUUCUUAUUUGGAGUUGUUCUGGGAUUUUGUUUGUUUAAUUUUUUUUUUUUUUUGUCUAGGAUUCUUUUCUAUCAGUAAGAAGUAAAUCCCCUCCAAUUGUGUGAUCAUGGAGUUAGGCAACUCUUACUCACUGGCAUUUGGUAGUGCAGGGGGUACUGUGAUCCAUUACUCACAUGGUCCUGGAAUUUGUUCUCUAUGAUUGGGCCGAGCAUUGUUUAGGUACCACUUGUAGUCAGGAAAGUGACCGUGAGAAAGCCAUGCAGUGUGGCUCACUACCCAGUGAGAAAACAAAUUAUGCCAUUUAAUAUUUUUUUCUCUUUGUUUCUACAAUGAAUGAAAGCCCAUGGCCCUGCUGAGUUAUAGCUAAAUCUGUUGAGAGCAUGGUACUUUCAAAAUUCAGACAGCGUCCUCUGGUUUUUGCUAUCCCAUCCUUCAAGAACACCUGUGCAUCCACAUGUGUAUGUGUGAUGUGUGUGUGUGUGUGUGUGUGUGUGUGUGUGUUGUAGAGGAGAUCUUAGGCUACGGUAUUUGUUUAACCUCCCUAAGAACUUUCAAGGUUUCUGUCCUGAAAGCUGCUAACUUAUGGUCUAGGAAAUUUAUAUUAUAUGCAGAUAAUAAUGAACUGGGGGAUAAAUGAGCAGGAAGGGUGACACGUCACAAACCAGAAGUGUCUCCAGUAGCAGCCCAGACUACUUCUCACCUGUGCUUGUGGGGAGACAGGAAAUGUCUUCAGAAGUCAGUGCUGAAACUUCAUGCUGUUGCAGUGACCAAUAGCAGACUCACUGGCUGGGGGUGCAUUGUUUCUGAUCUGAAUGUCAGGCUUUGGCUUUAUACUAUGAAAUAAGUUAGUGAUUUUUUUUUUGAUGUGAUGGUGGUUUUUUUGAUUUUAGAUGAUAUGCCAUGACAUAUUUGACAACUCUUUGGCAUUUGCAUAUUCAAAGCAUUUUCUUUGACUUGGAUUUUUUAUAAAGUUAUCUUUCUUUAAAGGAUUUCAUUUUUAUUAAACCUUUGUUUCUCUGUUACUUGUGUAUAUAAUGCUGUAUUUCUCCAAAUUUAAUCCCCAAAACAGUAGUGUGGCUUGCUAAUGUGGCAUUGUGUCUUUAUUUUUUGCCUACCAUGUUGUAUGGCAAGUUUUGUAUCUGUUCUUAAAACAGUGGCUCCUGGGAAAUGAGUUCUCACCAUAACCAGAAGAGUCUUCUUCAGUGAGGAUCAGCAUGCUUAGUUUUCCAGCAUGGACCUUUUAGUACCUGGCACAGCACUUUACCCUUCUGGCGAGCUCCCUGAGUAUUUAUUAUAAGUCUUCUGUGUCAGCAGCAUUUUUCAUUACUGUGUUUUCAAUGUAGAGCAUUGAGUUCUCCUCAUGCUAGAUGUGUCUUUUGAAGGCUGUACUUGAUUAGCCCCGGAUGAAACAAUAGUGCAUGAUUCUUUACGUCCUUUAUUCCAUUUCUCAUUUUUCAGACUUUGAUGGGCCCAAAAGGACACUGUUCUCUGAUUGUUCUGGAUCACUGUUGCCUGUUGAGGUAGCAAUCUCUGCUUAUGUUCCUAGCAACUCUGUGCUUCCCAUUGGUAGGGUUACCUUCGCCAUGUAAACCUGAAGCCUAAUUAUUUGGCCACAAUAUUAAAACAAAAGUAAUCGUUUAUCUUUUGAAUAUUAUAUAAAACUGUGUUUAAAAUGAUCUACAACAAAAUGCACUCUUUUCAAGGAACGCUGGGUCAGACGCACUUCCAUAGACAAGUCACUGCUGCGGUGUGGCACCAGUGUUGCCUUACUGGUGUAGGUAGGCAUUUGCAGUUCAGUCAUCUCCAUUGGAGCGCGGGAAGCAGACGGUAGUUGUACACAAAUGAACCCUCAUUUCCGUCUGCCCCUCACCUCCACAUGUCUAAGGUGGAUUUAGACAGGUAACGUGUCAUUUGCCACUGUCGAUUCUUGUCUUUUGUUUCUUUGCAUUUUUAAGUUUGUGAGCAGCUGCUCUUUGCUUUUGGAUGUAUUUUCUAAUUAAAAAAAUCACACAAGAAAUGUAACCUGUGUAGUGAUACCUUAAUGAGCACACACUCAAUAAACAACUGUAAUGGUUGA